This is a messenger RNA of Argentina anserina (silverweed cinquefoil), 1397 nucleotides long. Its product is annotated as RNA-binding protein L. Gene Ontology annotation, molecular function: RNA binding. The record is from RefSeq and is a predicted model, not a curated record. The transcript has 10 exons. Lineage: Eukaryota; Viridiplantae; Streptophyta; Magnoliopsida; Rosales; Rosaceae. The coding region runs from base 191 to 1159 and encodes 322 amino acids.
UAUCGUCACACCAAUAAAAUCUGAACCCGGUUCAACCCCCUCCGGUCCAGAAUGUGUAUAUAUUCCGAAAUAAUAUACAUCACACAAAUUGCUGACGUCAAUAAAGUCCGAUUCGGUUCAACCCGACUAGACUCCCUCUCUCUAUUUCCGGUCUAUUUUCUGCCAUUGAUUUCGAUUACAGUGAUCUGAAAUGGACGACAUGGCGGCCUAUUACCCUCCGCCGCCUCCGCCACCAGGCUCCGUUCACUAUCCAUACUACAAUCAACCGCCUCAGCCUCCUCCUCCGGUGGCUCCGCCGACGCAGCAUCACUCAGUUCAGCCCUACUACCCAUCCCAGCCUCCGCCUUACGCUCCCUACACCCGGGCAGCUUACGACGAGGUCCGGACGCUGUUCGUGGCGGGCCUACCCGAAGAUGUGAAGGCGCGUGAAAUCUACAACCUCUUCCGCGAGUUUCCAGGCUACGAGUCCUCCCACCUCCGUACCCCCACCGAGAAAACUCAGCCUUUUGCGUUUGCGGUGUUCUUGGACCAGCAAUCUGCGAUCGGAGCGAUGCAGGCACUGAAUGGGCUGGUAUUUGAUCUUGAGAAGGGGUCGACAUUAUAUAUAGACCUAGCAAAAUCCAAUUCUAGGUCCAAGCGCUCAAGAGCAGAUGAUGAAAGAUCUAGCGCGGAUAAGAGAGCUAGACGUUCAUCAUAUUCAAGGGCGACUUCUGAUCCUGCAGGUGUUGGCAGCAUUCACAUGCCUGGAAUGGGUAAUUCUGCUUACAACAUGAUUGGUUAUCCAUCUGCACCAAGUCAUGGCAGCUUCAGUGGCAGUGGUCUAAACGAGACAAUAGCCUCAAAUAUGAAUUUUUCCUCAGCGCAGCAGUUUCCACAAAACAAUACUCCAUGCCCAACACUUUUUGUUGCUAAUUUGGGGCCAACUUGCACAGAGCAAGAGCUAAUUCAAGUAUUUUCAAGGUGCCCCGGGUUUAUAAAAUUGAAGAUACAGAGCACAUAUGGAGCUCCAGUUGCAUUCGUUGAUUUUCAGGAUACUGCUACCUCAACUGGUGCACUGAGCCAUCUGCAAGGCACAAUUCUCUACUCGUCAACAUCUGGAGAGGGCAUGAGAUUAGAGUUUGCAAAAUCACGAAUGGGAAUGCGGAAGAAGCCAAAGUAAUUAAGCAUGAGAAGAAUGAGAUCGAUCCAGCUUUAUGGUUUCCAGAUGCACAUGUGACAUUCUUUUGUACCAACAAUAGUUAGUAGCUAGACUAAUAUCAGAGCCAACUUUCAUAAUUUAUGUUAAAGCCCCCUUGUGCAAUUUUGAUUAAACUUUUAAUUUUGACUUUCAUUGUUGAGUUUGAAUUGCUACGUUUUAUCUAUUCGAUUUUAUACAAUAGAAUCAUUUUUGUGUCCGG